AUGAUCACCAAAACUCAUUACCUCACCCAGCGCACGUUGAAAUCUGACUACAAAGAGACCAAGGAUCAGCGUCAAAUCAAGAAAGAAGCUACUCCCACACUGGAUCGCGUUUGCUAUGAAUGCAACGAAAAAGGUCACAUGAAGCCUAAUUGCCCACGUUUAAAGAAACCGACAACGACACGUGUAGCUAAAAUCAGGAGAAAUGCAGACGACUUUAACGCAUCUUCCGUAAAAAGUCAAUUAUUUCAGUUCGCUGUACCUGGAGCCGACCCCAUCUACCAAGAAGCAUACUUCGACACUAUGGCAGAGAUCACAGUUAUUUUUCCAUCUACAUAG
Strongyloides ratti is the source of this 336-nucleotide messenger RNA. Its product is annotated as Zinc finger, CCHC-type domain-containing protein. Gene Ontology annotation, molecular function: nucleic acid binding; zinc ion binding. The coding region runs from base 1 to 336 and encodes 111 amino acids. Lineage: Eukaryota; Metazoa; Nematoda; Chromadorea; Rhabditida; Strongyloididae. The record is from RefSeq and is a predicted model, not a curated record. The transcript has a single exon.